Molecule: messenger RNA, 865 nt
Organism: Saprolegnia parasitica CBS 223.65
Lineage: Eukaryota; Oomycota; Saprolegniomycetes; Saprolegniales; Saprolegniaceae
Exons: 1
Coding region: 1-807 (268 amino acids)
Source: RefSeq, a predicted model, not a curated record
AUGGCUCCGUUCGACGUCGUCGUGCGUGGCCCCAAGGCGCCCGCGCCGCUCGCACGGCUGCAUGGCCUGCCGUACUUUGUCAUUGCGCAGAUCAUCUUUGCCACCAACGCCUUUGUCCUCAUCAACUGGUAUGGCGCGCUCGGAGCGGUCGCCGGCCUCGGCCUCGGCGUCAUGGGCUCGGUCCUCGACGCACUCGUCUCCAACAGCUUUGGCUACAACAUUAUCGUGCUCCGCUACAAUGGCUUCUCCGACUGGUCCGUGCUUGGUGCGAUGACGCUCGCGCUUCUCGGCGGGCAGCUCAUGAACGUGAUUGUGAUCGAGCACCUCGCCGGUCCGAUGGCUGUCGCGGACCUCCUCGCGACGUCGUCGUACACGCCGUGGACGCUCUUUGGCGUGCUACUCAACCUUGGCAUGAGCGAAGUGGUCUUCUACACAGGCCACCAGUUUCUCCACGAGACAUGUCCAGAGCUCCACUUGAUGCACCACUGCUGCCUCCGACCGACGGGGUCGACCAACCUGAUUUCCGACCCGCGCGACGUGGCGAUCGAGCUCGGCGGUCCCGGGGCGCUCUUGAUCAUGAACCAUUUCCUCUUGUGGGAAGAAGACGCGACGAUCCUUCUACUCUCGUACCUCUUUGUGACCUGGUACUAUACCCUCACGCAUCACGAGUGGCUGGCAACGUAUCACAUCAAGCACCACACGCGCCUCAAUGCAGUCUACACGGUCUACAUCAACCAGCCAGGGGACGCACGGCGAGACAGGAUCAGGAGUCUCCUCAAGCGGCCGCCCAAGCACUUGCUGCAAUAGCCCCUCGUGCCACGUCCGACGCCAGAGCCGGUUUUUCCCGCGUCCAAAACGGCAUCCU